Trypanosoma grayi is the source of this 1578-nucleotide messenger RNA. RefSeq names its product tRNA nucleotidyltransferase. The record is from RefSeq and is a predicted model, not a curated record. NCBI's taxonomy places the organism in Eukaryota, Euglenozoa, Kinetoplastea, Trypanosomatida, Trypanosomatidae. The coding region runs from base 1 to 1578 and encodes 525 amino acids. The transcript has a single exon. Gene Ontology annotation, biological process: tRNA 3'-terminal CCA addition. Gene Ontology annotation, molecular function: RNA binding; ATP:3'-cytidine-cytidine-tRNA adenylyltransferase activity.
AUGUUGUCACCAAAGCGGGUGAAGCUGGAAAAACCAAUAGCAGCAGCACACAGGGAAAUAUUCGCAUUUCUUCUUCGCGUCAAUGAAGAGCGUUCCAUUCAUGCGACGCUUCGAGUCGCGGGUGGGUGGGUGCGAGAUGCCCUUCUCGGCCUUCACUCACAGGAUAUCGAUAUCGCUAUUGAAUCGCCUGCAUUAAAACAUGUCUCCGGGGAGGCCUUUGCACGCGAGGUGUCGGCCUUCCAGGAGGCAAUCGGCAUGACAGCACGAACAGUAAGUGUAAUCCGCGUCAACCCAGAGCUGUCGAAGCACAUUGAGACAGCGACCGUGUGUGUAUGUGAUACACCUAUUGAGUUCUGCGCCUUGCGACACGACGAAUACACCAAGCCUGACUCGCGCAUCCCGGUGGUGCGCCCUGCCACGCCGCUGGAGGAUGCAUUGCGUCGUGACUACACCAUCAACGCACUCUUCUACAACUUGCAUACCAUGGAGGUGGAGGACUACACGACAGGCCUGGAGGAUAUGCGACGUCGUGUUCUCCGCUGUCCACUGGACCCAACGGAGACAUUCACAGACGAUCCGCUGCGGUUGCUACGCGGGAUUCGCUUUGUGGGCCAACUUGGGGAGUUGGGGUUUUCACUCGAUGAAUCUGUCGUUAACUGCGUUACAAAGGAGCUCCUCGAUAAAGUGACACUUAAGGUAUCGCGGGAGCGUGUCGGGAAAGAGGUGGCGAAGAUGUUAUCAGGGCCGCGCCCCGAAAAGUCUGUAGAGCUUCUAUUCAAACUAGGCCUUCUCCAACAUGUUCUGUUGGUGGAACUUUACUUGAAGAGCAGCAAAAAAGGCCACCUCACUGCUGAAGUGGAGAGAAUGGAGUAUUUGGCCACAAGCGAGGCGGCAAGAGGAAGUCUUAAGUCCGUUCUGUUGCUAAACCGCACGCUGGCUCCCCUCUUUUCUCAACACGACUCACCACUGGUACUGCCGUCACCAGUGGAAAAAAUGGUCGCUAUACUGUUUCUCUUGUGUCUGCCGUUUUACCGUGGGAUGCCUCGCGAUCAAUUAGCAGAUCGUCUGUACGCAUUAUGUUUGAACGGACUGAAAUUACCACUUUCUUCGUACAACAUACUCCGGCGUAUGCUGGAUUGUUACAACACUCUUUUGCAGCAGCAACUAAACGUGGGCAUAAUCUCAGAACAAGGAUUAACGACCAAGACGAAACUCGCUAUAUUUGAGGGUUUGGGCGACUUGAACGACAAAAAAAUGAUCUCUUCAGCGUUCAAAAUUGUUUUUUCAGCCUACGUAUUGUUUGAACACCGGAGCGAUAUUUUGACAUCUAAUGAUGUGGAAAAGGCUGCAGGCCUCAUUGGUGAGAUGUGGCCCAUUUUGGAACAGGAGCCUGGGCUGAUCGAUGCUAUGUCACGGCAGCUACCACUUAAGGGUGAUGAGCUCGCCAAACUUGUUCCCCUCGGCCCUCCGCAGAUUGGCCCAGCGUUGCUUGCGCUGCGUAGGUACAUGAUGCUUCAUCCCCAAGCCUCGCGGGACGACAUGAUCUUGUGGCUGAGGGAGCAGAAGGGUACGCUAUAA